AUGGAAGCCAAGGGGAAAAAGGAGCAGUCAGUUGCGGCUGCACUGCUGGCGCGAGCGCACACGCCAGACGAGGCAAACCGAAUCUUCACGGAAAAGAUCCAGCACCGGCCGCUCUUCCUCACGCCGUCAUCCCCGCCGCCCUCAGACGCGCGCGCGGCACGGCAGCGUGAGCGCGAGAAGAAGAAGCAGCAGCGCAAGAAGGCGCUCAAGCCGAAGCCGCUGUCGGCGGCCCAGCGCCGCAAGCUCGGCCUCUACGACGUGCCCCGCGAGGGCCAGAAGUACGCCCUGUUCGAGCCGCUGCACAACCUGUGGCUGGGCUACAUCCGCGAGAUCCUGGGCGGCGAAAUCUACACGGGCGGCGAGGGCGCGGCGGCCAAGCUGACCAGCGCCGACUACCACGGCGCCGGCGUCGAGGUCGUGCGCAGCGGCUGCGUCAGCCGCGUCGGCAUCAAGGGCAUCGUCGUCAAGGACUCCAAGUUUGCCUUCGAGAUCGUCACCAAGAAGAACACGCUCAAGCUCGUACCCAAGGAGGGCACCGUGUUCCGGUUCGAGGUGCCCGCUGUGAACGCACGAAGCGGCAGCAGAGACCCGGGCGCGGAGGAUGCCGAUGGCGCCGCCGCCACCACGCCCGAGCAGCAUGAGACGGAUCGCCCGCAGAAUAUGGUAUUCGAGAUCCACGGCGAUCAGUUCCAGUUUAGGUCGGCAGAUCGCGCAAACAAAAAGUUUAGAGUCCAUUUCUCAAAGAAGCUGUGA
Messenger RNA from Lasiosphaeria miniovina, 753 nucleotides. RefSeq names its product Rof/RNase P-like protein. Gene Ontology annotation, cellular component: ribonuclease MRP complex; ribonuclease P complex. Lineage: Eukaryota; Fungi; Ascomycota; Sordariomycetes; Sordariales; Lasiosphaeriaceae. Gene Ontology annotation, biological process: tRNA 5'-leader removal; rRNA processing. Bases 1 to 753 code for a protein of 250 amino acids. Gene Ontology annotation, molecular function: ribonuclease P RNA binding. The record is from RefSeq and is a predicted model, not a curated record. The transcript has a single exon.